Molecule: messenger RNA, 393 nt
Organism: Antrostomus carolinensis (chuck-will's-widow)
Lineage: Eukaryota; Metazoa; Chordata; Aves; Caprimulgiformes; Caprimulgidae
Product: KIAA1143 ortholog
Exons: 3
Source: RefSeq, a predicted model, not a curated record
AGAGAGCAGCUUCCACUUGCAGAUGAUGAUAGUGAGAAUGGCAGUGACAACGAAGAUGAGCAGCCUCAAGUGGUAACACUGAAAAAAGGGGACUUGACUGCGGAAGAAGCAAUGAAAAUUAAACAGCAAAUCAAAGAGGCCUUAAAGUCAAAUGAAUCAGACGGUGAACCAGUACCUGCUGAUGGAAAAAUUAUGUUCAGGAAACCAGCUAAACGUUCAUCAGAGAAGCAUUUGGACUUCAAUGACUGUAUCCUGCCUGCUGUUUGUGUGAACAAAGCCGUGAGAGGCAAUAGCACUUACAUCUUGUUACCAAAGAAGGAUCACGAGAGAGAAAACCUUCUCUCCUGGUCUCGCCUCUGGCCACACUCCAGUGCAGCAGUUACUCGCUCAUAA